AUGAAUUGUUAUAAUAAAAUUAUUAUACAAUUUUCUAUACUUUUAUUAUUUAAAAGUCAAUUGUGUUUGAAUCAACAUAAAUAUUACUUCUCUCAACUUGCUGAUUAUUAUGAUUCAUUAGAAAAGUUUCCUCUUCAAUAUCAGAUAGAAGGAUCAUUUCCAUCUGAUAUUAUUUUAUUAAAAUGCCCUGGACCAACUUAUAAUCAUAAUAACAAAGAAGAUACUUUUAAAGUUAAUGGUACUUAUGAUAAAGAUAUUGUUAAAGGAUUACCGGAUGAAAGUGUAAUAAGAUGGAUAAAAGUUUUCAAUUCUGAAAAAAAAUUAGAAAAAAAAAUUACAUGUGGUGAAUUGAUUCUAAAUAAAAAUCCACUCGAAUUAAUAAAAUGGGAAAUCAAUUUAAAAUGGAAUUCACCACCAAAUCCUUUAAAGUCUAUAAAUAACUAUUUUGUAAACUCAUCACUUGGUGCUUCUACAAUAUAUUGCUUUUCCGAUAGAGGAUUACAAUUUGUUAAAAAGAAAAAUGGAACAGUAAUUCAAUACGAAAAUGAAAAAACAGCUAUUUAUCAUAAAGGAGAUCUUAUAUAUUUAUUUGAAAAAUUAGAUAAAACAUUGGAUAAAAGUGAACCAUGUCAAAUUUUUAGAGCAAUUCAAUUUCCACCAAUAAUUGUCAUAAAAAAUGCUUCAUUUAAAAUUAUUAAUUUGGAGCAUAUGAAUAUUACAAAAAUAGAAAAAUAUGCUAAACGUGAAACUAUUGAUCUUAAAUUAUUUAUCAACAAAGAAAAUAUUACACAACAACAAUUUUAUGAGUAUGAGAAUGUACUAAUAACUGAUUUAAAAUUUUAUCUUAAUGGGUCAAUUAAAGAACAUGGCAAAUUUGAAAUUUCAAAUACUACUAUUAAUAUAGAAGAUUACAAGCUAUUUCGUGUUAAAUAUGUUUGUGAUGAAUGUCAUAAUCAAGGUGGUAUAAAUAAUAUUAUAAUUAAAGAUUUUUAUAUUUCUCCAACAGAAAAAGAUUAUAUUGAAACUUUUCCAGAUGUCUAUAUUAGCAAAAAUCAUUCUUUGAUAACACCAAAUUGUUCUUUAGAUCAAUAUACAUUUGGAUUUCUUUAUAAAAUGGCUUUUGAAAAACUUGAAAUCACUGUAAAUGAUUUUUUAAUAAAAAAUAAGAACGAAAGUAAUACAUUUUUACUUUCUAAUAGUACUAUUUUUUUUAAAAAUGAAACAUACAAUGGAACACUUCAGUGCAUAUAUAGCACUCCAGACAAUGGGACAUUUACAACAAAAACAGUUUUUAUAACAAUUAGGGCAAAUAAAAAUAGUACAAGUCAACAAAUUGUUUUAAAAAAAUCUAAGUCAGAAUUUUACUUGGCUAUAAUUAUUCCAACUUCAGUACUAUUAUUAAUUUUAAUUUUUUUUGUUUUUUUUUUCCUUGUUAGAAAACGAUUAAAAAAGUUUAAAAAGGGCAAAAUAAUCAAAAAAAAACUUCUCAACGUUGAAAAUUUUUGGAAAAGAACACCAAUACUUAAAAUGUCAGAUUACUCUCAAAUGUUAUCUAAUGAUGAUUCUGCAAAGUGUAAAGAACGAAAGGUUUUAGGAUAUACAAUUGGGGGAGAAUUUGUCAAAGUAUAUUAUGACGAUGUUUACAAUGAUACAUUAGUUAAUUCACAAAAAAAACUUGUUAAUAAAAUUUCUGCUCAUUAUAUAACUUCUGUUUCUCCAUCACGAACAUACAUUUUAUCAGAGGGUCCAUCAAGUGAUAAUGUUUCUCAAUUUUGGGAAAUGAUAUUUGAAGAGAAGGUUCGAGUUAUUGUUGCUUUUGUAUAUAAUGUUGUAAUAAGUGCAUCAGAACCAUUUGAAAUUUAUUGGCCAACAAAAAAAAGUACUAAAUAUGGAAAAUUAACUGUUAUUAAUGAAGGAGAAACUGAUUCUUUUAUAAAAAAUGUAACUACAAUAAAUUUUAAAAUUAUAAAAGAAGGAGGUGACAAAAUAAUUGUAACAUUAUUUUAUGCAAAUUAUUGGAAAGAAAAUACUAUUCCUGAUAAAAUAAACAAUUUACCAGAUUUAUAUGAAGAAGUUAAUAAAAUUGCAGGUAAAAAACCUGUUCUUGUUCAUUCAUCAUCUAUUAAUGGUCCUAGAACAUUUUUAUUUGUAUUUUUUGCUGGAAUAGUUGAAUCAUAUAUUAAUGAUCAAACAUUCUUUGAACCAAUUGAUGUUAUUAGAAAAAUAAGGCAACAAAAACAUGGUGGUUAUAUUUCAGCUAUGGAAUAUGUUUUUUUAAUAUUCUCAGUAGUUGAAUAUAUGGUUAAAAAUCAAUAUCUAUUAAACGAUUAUAAUUAUAACAGAUAUUCAAAUUUUUAUUAUGGUUAUUUAUCUGGUAUAAAAGAAAGAAUAAAAAAUAUUGAUGGUAAAUAUUCAAAUGUAUUAAAAUUUUUUAUACAUCUUGAUGAAAAUAAACUUUAUUGGCUUGUUGAUAUGGCUGAUAAAGUAGGAAAAUUGACUAAUAAUGAAUUAAAAAUAAAAUGCAAACGUUCUAUUUUAUUAACUGAAUACGAAAAAAAAAUACACGUUCUUUCAGGAAAAUUAAAUGGACUACGUAAUCGUUUCUCUGGUCUACAUUGUUUAGAUAAACAUGCUAUUGAUUAUACUAUAUCAACUGACGUAAAACAUCCAUUUGAUAAAAUGUCUAUGGCUAAUGUAAUUACAUUUACAAAUUCAGAAAAUGAGAAAAAAAGAUUUAUCAUGAUGCCUUCACCAUUAGAAGAAAUGUAUGAUGCAUUUAUUGGAUUUAUCUAUACAUAUAACGUUUCUGUUGUACUUGCUCUGGAUAAUGCAAAAGAAAUUAUGCCAGAAAAAUGGAAAGGAUAUUGGCCAUAUUGUGUAGAUAAAAUUGAAUACAAAAAUUUUACUAUUAGUGUUGCUUCUUCCUGGACACAAAUUGAAAAUGGUUUUAAUGUUAGUUAUUAUGAUAUUGUUCAUACAACAGAUAUAAAUUAUCCUAAAAAAUGUUUUAAAAUGGUUCAUUUUUGUGAAUGGCCAAGUAAAAAUAGUAUACCAAAUAAAGAUAUUGUUUUUGCUGGAAUGAGAAGAUACGCUGUAAAAGAAUGUUCAAAAGAAAGACCAAUGAUUAUUCAUUGCAAGAAUGGAAUUGGGAGAACUGGUACAGUUGCUUAUUCCUUAUACAUGAUGGAGACAUUGUGUGGAAAAAACGAAUUUGAUCCACUUCAUGAUCUUUUAAUUUUACGCAAAUGCAGAUUAGAUGCUGUUCAAACUAGACAGCAAUUUUUAAUGUCGUUAUUAGCAUUAUUGCAUUUUAUUUAUCCAUCUUUACUUGAAUAUGAUUAUAACACUUUUCUUCAAUUAAAAGCAUAUUUUUUAAAUGCUAUUGAUUACGAAAAUAUGAUUGAUGAUACUUUUGAUCAUUAA
Messenger RNA from Strongyloides ratti, 3423 nucleotides. Its product is annotated as Protein-tyrosine phosphatase,receptor/non-receptor type domain and Protein-tyrosine/Dual specificity phosphatase domain and Protein-tyrosine phosphatase, catalytic domain-containing protein. Gene Ontology annotation, molecular function: protein tyrosine phosphatase activity. Bases 1 to 3423 code for a protein of 1140 amino acids. The record is from RefSeq and is a predicted model, not a curated record. The transcript has 4 exons. Lineage: Eukaryota; Metazoa; Nematoda; Chromadorea; Rhabditida; Strongyloididae. Gene Ontology annotation, biological process: protein dephosphorylation.